GCCGGCAGGGGCGGGCUCGGGGCGGUUGGUUGGAGCGUCGCCGCAGUCGAAAGGUCCGGGAAAGUUUCUUUGGAGGUCCGGCCCGGAGCGGCCAUGUCCCACGGUCCCAAGCAGCCCAGCGCGGCCGCCGCGCCGGCGGGCGGCAAGGCUCCGGGCCAGCACGGGGGCUUCGUGGUGGCCGUCAAGCAGGAGCGCGGCGAGGGCCAGCGGGCCGGCGAGAAGGGGUCCCACGAGGAGGAGCCAGUGAAAAAGCGGGGCUGGCCCAAGGGCAAGAAGCGAAAGAAGAUUCUGCCGAAUGGGCCCAAGGCACCGGUGACAGGCUACGUGCGCUUCCUGAAUGAGCGGAGGGAGCAGAUCCGCACGCGCCACCCGGAUCUGCCCUUUCCUGAGAUCACCAAGAUGCUGGGCGCAGAAUGGAGCAAGCUGCAGCCUGCAGAAAAGCAGCGUUACCUGGAUGAGGCUGAGCGGGAGAAGCAGCAGUAUAUGAAGGAGCUGCGGGCCUACCAGCAGUCGGAGGCCUAUAAGAUGUGCGCCGAGAAGAUCCAAGAAAAGAAGAUCAAGAAAGAGGACUCUGGCUCCGGGCUCAUGAACACACUCUUGAAUGGACACAAGGGUGGAGACUGUGACGGCUUCUCCACCUUCGAUGUUCCCAUUUUCACUGAAGAGUUCUUGGACCAAAACAAAGCGCGGGAGGCGGAGCUGCGGCGUCUGCGGAAGAUGAACGUGGCCUUCGAGGAGCAGAAUGCUGUGCUGCAGAGACACACGCAGAGCAUGAGCAGCGCGCGCGAGCGCCUGGAGCAGGAGCUGGCGCUGGAGGAGAGGCGGACGCUGGCGCUGCAGCAGCAGCUCCAGGCCGUGCGCCAGGCGCUCACCGCCAGCUUCGCCUCGCUGCCGGUGCCGGGCACUGGCGAGACGCCGACACUGGGCACGCUGGACUUCUACAUGGCCCGGCUACAUGGUGCCAUUGAACGCGACCCGGCCCAGCACGAGAGGCUCAUCGUCCGCAUCAAGGAGAUCCUGGCCCAGGUCGCCAGCGAGCACCUGUGAGGACUCAGCCGUCACCAAUGCAGAGCAGCAGCUCUGGCUCCACUCUCUCCCCACCCCAGUGAAGGAGAGGCUGGGGUCCACCCUGAGGGGCUAGGCCCCAUUCUGCACCUUGGGGGCUCCAGCCCCCCUAAAAUUAAAUUUCUACGGUAUCCCUUUAGCUUUCAAUCUGCAGCUUCUUGAACCCAGAGGAAGCACCGGCCACUGUAGGUGCAGCCAGAAUCCCGUGGGCGCAGGGCCUAGAGAGCCUGUCGCCUCUUGGGGCAGGUCACACUGCAGGACCACAGGAGGACUCUGCUGCACGCCCGGCUGGAGGCCGCACAGUCGCCCACUGCACAAUGUGGGACCCCCAGAAUUGCUCACCUGAAGGGCGGCAUGAUGUGCCCCACAGGCAGGGAGGCACAUGGGUGGACCCCAGAAUCCCUGCUGCACCCCAGGGGAAGGCUGUGCAGACCCCUUGUCUGGUCGAGGGACCCGUGUGGAGCCAGACCUUUCCCACGGCUCAGUCCUGACUUCUAAAAUAAACACAGGGAGUUUGCGUUC
Molecule: messenger RNA, 1587 nt
Organism: Sciurus carolinensis (gray squirrel)
Lineage: Eukaryota; Metazoa; Chordata; Mammalia; Rodentia; Sciuridae
Gene: Hmg20b
Product: high mobility group 20B
Exons: 10
Coding region: 94-1047 (317 amino acids)
Biological process (GO): regulation of gene expression
Cellular component (GO): nucleus
Source: RefSeq, a predicted model, not a curated record